Alligator sinensis (Chinese alligator) is the source of this 370-nucleotide messenger RNA. Its product is annotated as sodium- and chloride-dependent neutral and basic amino acid transporter B(0+)-like. Gene Ontology annotation, molecular function: L-proline transmembrane transporter activity. Lineage: Eukaryota; Metazoa; Chordata; Crocodylia; Alligatoridae. The record is from RefSeq and is a predicted model, not a curated record. The annotation marks the transcript as partial. Gene Ontology annotation, biological process: sodium ion transmembrane transport. The transcript has 2 exons. Gene Ontology annotation, cellular component: membrane.
GUGGUCUACUUCACAGCCCUCUUCCCCUACCUCAUCCUCAUCAUCCUGCUGGUGAGAGGCGCCACGCUGGAGGGGGCUAUGGACGGCAUCGAGUACUACAUCGGGAGGCAGUCCAACUUCACCAAGCUGAUGGAGGCGGAGGUGUGGAAAGAUGCAGCCACUCAGAUCUUCUACUCCCUGUCCGUGGCUUGGGGCGGGCUGGUCGCUUUGUCCUCGUACAACAAAUUUCACAACAACUGCUAUUCCGAUGCCAUUUUUGUCUGCGUUACAAACUGCCUCACCAGCGUGUUUGCUGGGUUUGCAAUAUUCUCCAUCUUGGGACACAUGGCUUUCCGGGCGCAGAGACCCGUCUCAGAAGUGGUGGACUCAG